AUGCCAUGGACCCUGGCGCCCCUGGCCGCCCUCCUCGGCGCGGCGGGCGCCGCCGCCCCAGAUGUGGCGCCCGCCUAUGCGCUGCGCGACGGGCGGCGGCUCCCGGCGCUGGGCCUCCGGGCCCCGCCCGCUCUGCUGCGCUGGGCCUUUGGUGGCAGGGUGGCUGCGCGGAUGGCUGAGACGGAGCAUCGCGCAGUGUCGGAGACGGUGAAGGAGCGGGAGACUGGGCAGAGCCGGAAUGAGGUCUUCGUGUCCUCCUGGGUGACGGCGCAUGGCUUUGACGAAGCCCAUCGUGCGAUGCGGAGCAGCUUGAGACAGCUGAGGUUGGAUUACGUGGAUUUGUUGGUCAUGGCCUCUGUUUGGGACGGGAAGCUGAUGGAAACCUGGGAUGCCAUGGUGGAGAUGAAGAAGAUGGGCUUGGUGAGGUCCUUGGGAAUCCGAGAUUUUGAUGUGCAUCAUCUGGAAGCCUUUCAAUCGCACGGUCGCGAUCUGCCCGAAGUCUUACAGCUGGACCUGGAUCCCUUCAAUCUGCCCGAAAGGCAAGAGCUACUUCAGUGGUGCAAAGCUCGACAGAUUCAAAUCCAGGCGACGGGAUCCCUGUCCAGUUUGGAAGAGGCGACGGUCUCCUUGGCCCCGAUGUCUUCUAACAAAAACAAGAGUGUGGCGCAGCUCUUGCUCCGUUGGGGCUUCCAAAUGGGCUUUCAGCUCAUCCCCAAGAGCAGCAAGAAGGAACAUAUCGAAGAGAAUUUCCAGAUCUUCGACUUCGAACUGACAAAGAAGGAGAUGACCUUCAUCUCUCAGUUAGAAGCCCGUCCUUUGAACCGCUCCCAGCUCGAUGUGCGGCUGGGAGACACCAAUCUGAUUGCAGAGGUGGAGAAGGACUUCACGGUGUAUGGAGAGGAGUGCAAGUUUGGAGGUGGAAAGGUGCUGCGCGAAGGGAUGGGGCAAGACAUUGGCAUCAAGGGGAACCGCAUUGUGGGCAUUGGAAAGGCACGCCCAAGCUGGGUCACCACCGAAGCCAUUGCUGGCGAGGGCAUGAUUGUGACUGCUGGUGGCCUGGACAUGCAUGUGCAUUGGAUUUGCCCGCAGCAAAUCGACGACGCGAUUGCUUCGGGGCUGACCACCAUGUAUGGUGGAGGCACCGGCCCUGCGACGGGGACGAAUGCCACCACCUGCACACCGGCACCCAGCCAGGUCGCCAUGAUGCUUCAAGCGACAGACACGUAUCCCUUGAACUUCGGCUUCUCCGGAAAGGGCAACACCUCGGAUCCCACGGGGCUCAAAGAAGUGAUCAAGGCUGGGGCAGCUGGGCUCAAGCUGCACGAGGAUUGGGGAACGACCCCGGCGGUGAUCGACACGGCACUCACCUUCGCGGACGAGAAUGACAUUGCCAUCACGAUCCACACGGAUACCAUCAACGAAUCCGGCUUCGUUGAUGACUCCAUUGCAGCAAUGAAAGGUCGGACCAUCCAUACCUACCACACGGAGGGUGCUGGUGGUGGGCAUGCGCCUGAUAUCAUCAAGGUCUGUGGCCUUCCCAACGUGUUGCCGUCCUCCACGAAUCCGACACGACCCUUCACCACCAACACCAUGGAGGAGCAUCUGGAUAUGCUGAUGGUUUGUCACCACCUUAACAAGAACAUCCCCGAGGAUGUGGCCUUUGCGGAGAGUCGGAUCCGCGGGGAGACGAUCGCUGCAGAGGACAUCUUACAUGACAUGGGCGCGAUUUCAAUCAUCUCCUCCGACUCCCAGGUGUUGCCUCUUGAGACACAUCACAUCUAUAUCCCCCAAAACACGGCGAAGCCGCCGUCGCAGCUCGGAUCCGCGAUUCAUCUGCGGUGGAUGUCUCAAGGGAAGCGCCGACCGGCGAGCCAAAAGUUGGAUCAUUUGACCGGGGCCCGGUUCUUGGCCUCGCUGUGGAUCGUGUGCGGGCACUUCGCGCCGCGUUUGGAGGAGACGGCCUUUACUGUGGCGAGACAUCGAGGCAAUGCAGCUGUGAACUUCUUCAUCAUCAUGAGUGGUUUCGUGACGCACUGGGCCUAUGCGCAGCGUCUGAGCUCUUGCAAUCGAGAUGAGCUGGUCCGCUUCUUGGUGCGCAGGAUGGGUCGAGUGGUUUUGACCACCUGGUUCGCCAUGCUCUUGGGCCUGGGCGUCUUGCUGGUUCAGCUGCGAGGCCAUACCCCCGAUCUGGGCCACGUGCUGCGGUGCUUUCUCUUCGUGGAAACCUGGCGCGAUCCACUGGACUGGUGUCCCAAUGGGCAGACCUGGACCGUGGCAGCACUUCUCCCAAGCUGGCUGCUCUACCCUGUGACGCUGCAGGUGAUCUUAGCUCUACGCGACACAGGACGCGGAGCACUGGCGCUUGGUGCCAUGAUCCUGGUGCUUUUUUCAGUAGGGCCUUUGAUCUGGGCCUACUGCCAGCAAGGGUUUUGGCUCAGCAACGAGCAGGGCAUUUGGAGCUACAUCUGGCCGCCUUCGCAAGUCCCCGACUUUGCGCUGGGCGCGGUGGCUGCGGAGAUGGCGCGCACAGGCAGCGGCUCGGGCCUCUUGGCCGAUGCUUGUAUGCUACUGGUGGCGCUCUGCUGCUUCUUGAUCCCCUCCUCUGGAGCCCGGGAGGGCUGGGAGCCCUUCUUUGGCCAUGCGCUGUCGCCCCUCUUCGCUGGUUUCCUCAUUUGCUCCUCUGCGAAGACCUCCACCGGAUCGAUGGGGGGCGAGGCCGGAUCGGUGGCGCGGCUGCUGAAGCAUGAGGCCUUGGUGGCGCUGGGGGAGUUCAGCUUUGAGGUCUAUCUCUUCCAAUAUCCAAUCCAUGAGCUUUUUGUGGCAGCUGGUGACAUUUCUGGCGCCUUCAGCAUGAGGAACAGCAGUGGUGCCUACAACAACAAUUCGUGUGGCUUCGUGGUCUUCGUCUUUUGGCUUUGGCUCUUGGCUGGGCUCUACUGCCGUUUUAUCGAAGCACGCCUGGUGGAGUGGCUCCGGCAGAUCACGGAGAGCCCCAAAGCGAGCCAUCCCUACGAGGAGAUGGAGCUGCGUCGUGCCGCCGCUGUGAGCCGCUGUGCACCGACUCAGCCACGUGGUCGACACCGACUCCGCCGGGCGCGGCCGAAGCGGCUGCGCGGCCGUCCUCCCGUCUUCGCGGACACCGAGCCGACGGUGCGACCGGAGCGAUCGACGAGACGAGGAGAGAGCACCGGAGACGAAAAGGACCGGAUGAGAGGGCGAGGAGAUGUGGCAACAGCGCGUGGAAAAGAACAGCCGUCGGCCGUCGGCUUCCCUUGGAUCCCUGGAUGGCAUGAAGUCUUUCGGCUGGACUCCUUUGGAUGGAUGAAGCUGCAACGUGGGCCUCUACCCGAAGACACGGCCAAUGACAACACGCGCAUCAAGAGAUACAUCGCGAAGUACACGAUCAACCCGGCCCUGGCCCAUGGCAUGGCACAUGCCAUUGGCAGCCUGGAGGUGGGGAAGCUGGCAGAUAUUUGUCUCUGGCAGCCAGCUUUCUUUGGAUCCAAGCCAGAGAUGGUCAUUAAGGGAGGGACCAUCGCUUGGGCUCAGAUGGGAGAUCCCAAUGCAUCGAUCCCCACGCCACAGCCCGUGCUCAUGCGACCCAUGUUCGGCAGCUUUGGAAAGGCCGUUGGUGAGGGCGCUUAG
Molecule: messenger RNA, 3645 nt
Organism: Durusdinium trenchii
Lineage: Eukaryota; Dinophyceae; Suessiales; Symbiodiniaceae
Source: the annotation of a GenBank genome assembly